AAUAAAAAAACUUUAUUUUAAGUCCAUUGAUCUGUUUGCCAAGCUGGUAACGAAUCUUCCCAAGUCCAUAUAAUUUCCUCACUUUGUCAAAAUUUUCAUCAUUCCUUGCAUUCUACUUCGUUAAUCAGGGUUUUUCAUCGACUCUCAUCUCGUUUCGCUCUUCAAGAAUCAACAACAAUCAUGACUCGCGGUAACCAGAGAGAGAAAGAUCGUGAAAGGGCUCAAUCUAGAGUCGGUGGUUCUAAGGGAAAACCAGUAAAGGGUGAUGGGUUGACCCCUGAACAGCGUAGAGAAAGGGAUGCGAAGGCUCUGCAGGAGAAGACAGCUAAGAAAGCUGCUCAGGAUGCUGCAGGGAAUAAUGCUGGUGGAAGCAAGAAAUAGGCGAUGGUUUGAUUGUUGUUACUGAUUUGGAUGGAGCUCGAUGAGGUGUUGUUGGUUUUAUACGUUUAUGGAAAAUUGAAAAUAUUUGUAUGAAUUGUUCUGGUCAUCUUUUUUGGUAGUUUAGAAUCAAAUGUGUUUAUUAUUUUCAUAAUGAUUGGUGUUUCCUUGGAAUUGAUUGUUGUUGGAUGCUGAGCCAAUGGCUUGUAAUGUAUCUUUGUUUGGAUUUGGAAUACUACCAUUUUUGUGAUGAUUUUGAUCUUUUGCUGUUUGUGCUGUCA
Molecule: messenger RNA, 659 nt
Organism: Vicia villosa (hairy vetch)
Lineage: Eukaryota; Viridiplantae; Streptophyta; Magnoliopsida; Fabales; Fabaceae
Exons: 4
Coding region: 181-381 (66 amino acids)
Source: RefSeq, a predicted model, not a curated record